UAGUACCAGUAGCUCUUGAGGCCGGUUGAGUCAGUGUGGUUCUUCGGUUGUGGACGACUGCUGACGGCUCUGUGGGUUCGCUGUGAGGCCGUUAAAAGGGGUUCUGAAGUUCUUGAGAGGCGAUAUGCUUAAGUUAAUUUUCUUUGCCGCAUUGCUCGGCAGUGCGCUGGCGGAAGGCAUCACACAGCAACAGGAGAUCUAUAUAGUAGCGGGCGUCCUUGGCGGUGUGUGUCUUUUGCUUACGGUCGCCUGCAUUUUCAACACCAUUACUAUCAUCGGCUUACAAUCGAAAGUAGCAUUGCUACAGGCUGCUGGCACGGCCGCUGCAAAGGCAGUUACAGAAACUAAACCGCCACGUAGUGAAGCGCCCAGAAGAGAGCCACCACGUGACAACCCUUAUUACUCUGAGACGAAGGGCAGGGAUGACUUCAACCGCGCAAGCCGACAAGAUGACCCCUAUCGUCGCCCAGCUUCUCGUGAAAACUAUAGGAUGGAGAGGAUGGACAGGGGAGAGAGACCUAUGGCACCACCUCGACCACACCGUUCUGAUGACCACCGAUCUGCAGGAUACUACUGAGCUUGUUUUUUUCUCCUAGGUAAUAGUUCAUAAAUAGUUAACAAAGUUCACUGCAAGUGACCAUAAUAAAGACAAUUCUUCUUAUAAAGAUGUUUCUUAUGUAGCAGCAAAAAAAUGGAAAUACUUUUUUUUUUUUUUUUUUUUUUUUUUUCCCCCUUUUUUUUGACUGAUUACAUUUUUGAGUAGUUUUAAAAUUAGAAUGCAAACAUUCACACAUAAGAAUAAUUUGGUAAAUUCAACAAUCAGUAUUUCACUGCUUCUGAUUAAAGAAACAUUCAAGGAAGUUUCAGAUAUUUGUGUUUUUAUUGUAUUACAAUAAAGAGAUGAAUGGUAAGAAAAAGAACAAAGACAAUAAUAUUUAGAAAUAUUAUGAAUAGCUCUUGCCAAUCUAUUAUUUGUCUAUUUACAAAAUAUAAUUUAAUGAACUAAAAUAUAUACUGUAAUAAAACUACAAGCUUUGCUAUCUCAAAUGACAUUUCAAGUGUAUUAGGGUAAUAUUAUAAAUCCUGAAGUCUUUAAGAAAGUAACUCAUAUAUAGGCUUACAUAACUUGUUUUUAGGGUAAUUGGCCAAUUGCAUUAGAUGUCUAUAUAGAUGAUUUUUUGUUAAGUGGUUUUGCUUAAAAUACUUUUUAGGUUGUGUUGUGGUUCAUGUGAAAUAAAGUGGAUUUAUCUUUGGGACUUAACAAUUCUUUAAUUAAAGUAUGUUUUGCUGACUUUAUGUAAAACAUUGACCACAAAAAAGUUUGUAAAUAUAUAUAUAUAUUGGAUUUCUUUCAUCAUUAUUGAUAUUUAUUGUUAAAAGUUUAUUAUUAGCUGAUAUCUGGAGAGCAGACACACUAAAAAAAAAUAGUUCCCAAACAUAUUAUCUGGCUGUUGGUUUUAAUAAAUUUCUUAACAUUA
This is a messenger RNA of Penaeus monodon (black tiger shrimp), 1478 nucleotides long. RefSeq lists its product as uncharacterized. NCBI's taxonomy places the organism in Eukaryota, Metazoa, Arthropoda, Malacostraca, Decapoda, Penaeidae. The transcript has 5 exons. The record is from RefSeq and is a predicted model, not a curated record. Bases 125 to 577 code for a protein of 150 amino acids.